GUUGAAAAUAAAUUAUGCCCAGAACCUACCUCCUUGAUGCGCCUAUGAUCAGAGAAGACAUGAUUAAGCAACAACAAUAUUCAAUUUAGAAACAAACGAAAAAUUGACAUUUGCAAUAAAAAUUUAAAAUAAUUCGAAAUGAAUUUGUUGAAGAGAUCUGUGCUUAUCCCUAAUUUGUUGAGAAAGAAUAUUUUCACUGGAAGCUAUUUACGAGCAAUUAAAAACCCAUGCCCCCCUUCUCCUACAAGUGAAGAUUUUCAGAAAUUAAUCGUAAGAAAGCAAUUCAAACGAUUGAAAGAUAACCAGAAAAAGUUCCAGGUCGAUGACGGUCUUCCAGUGUGGUUGAAAGGAGGUUUGAGAGACAAGAUUCUAUUUCAAAUAACGCUCAUAGGUCUCCUUGUUUGUUUGGUGAUGACGGGAGACGUUUUCUACCAAUUGUUUUUGAGAUGAUUCAUAUAAUAUUGUAUCUGUUCUUCAUAAAGAAUUGUAAAAUCAGAA
This is a messenger RNA of Harmonia axyridis, 498 nucleotides long. It is a transcript of the gene COX7AL, whose product is annotated as cytochrome c oxidase subunit 7A, mitochondrial. Gene Ontology annotation, biological process: mitochondrial electron transport, cytochrome c to oxygen. The transcript has 3 exons. The record is from RefSeq and is a predicted model, not a curated record. NCBI's taxonomy places the organism in Eukaryota, Metazoa, Arthropoda, Insecta, Coleoptera, Coccinellidae. Bases 139 to 450 code for a protein of 103 amino acids.